This is a messenger RNA of Dreissena polymorpha, 1533 nucleotides long. RefSeq lists its product as uncharacterized. The record is from RefSeq and is a predicted model, not a curated record. Bases 1 to 1533 code for a protein of 510 amino acids. The transcript is spliced from 2 exons. NCBI's taxonomy places the organism in Eukaryota, Metazoa, Mollusca, Bivalvia, Myida, Dreissenidae.
AUGCAGAUGGUGUACUAUGCCAAACAGAACAGCUUGGCAGACAAACAUGAAAAGUUCUACGAAAGAAUCACAUAUGGAGGAAACCAUUCCAAAAGCAGCUCCAAGCGCGAGAGGAACUACAGCUUCUUCCUCUGCUCGAGGAGCGAAACGAACCACCCAAGCUUCAUCCUUAGGUUGUGUAGCGAAAUCAACUACAACUUUAUCCUCAUGUCCAGGAGCAAUAUCAAAUAUAGCAUCGUCAGAUCGAGGAGCGAACGAAACUACAGCUUCAUCAGAAGCACGAGGAGCGAAAGGAACUACAGCUUUAUCAGCAGCACGAGGAGCGAUAGGAACUACAGCUUUAUCAGCAGCACGAGGAGCGAUAGGAACUACAGCUUUAUCAGCAGCACGAGGAGCGAUAGGAACUACAGCUUUAUCAGCAGCACGAGGAGCGAUAGGAACUACAGCUUUAUCCUCAGCACGAGGAGAGAAAGGAACUACAACUUUAUCCGCAGCACGAGGAGAGAAAGGAACUACAACUUUAUCCGCAGUACGAGAAGAGAAAGGAACUACAACUUUAUCAGCAGCACGAGGAGCGAUAGGAACUACAGCUUUAUCAGAAGCACGAGGAGCGAUAGGAACUACAGCUGUAUCGCAAGCACGAGGAGCGACAGAAACUACAACUUUACCCGCAGCACGAGGAGAGAAAGGAACAACAACUUUAUCCGCAGCACGAGGAGAGAAAGGAACUACAACUUUAUCAGAAACACGAGGAUCGAUAGGAACUACAGCUUUAUCAGAAGCACGAAGAGCGAAAGAAACUACAACUUUAUCCGCAGCACGAGGAGAGAAAGGAACUACAACUUUAUCCGCAGCACGAGGAGAGAAAGGAACUACAACUUUAUCAGCAGCACGAGGAGCGAUAGGAACAACAUCUUUAUCAGAAGCACGAGGAGCGAAAGGAACUACAGCUUUAUCCGCAGCACGAAGAGAGAAAGGAACUACAACUUUAUCAGCAGCACGAGGAGCGAAAGGAACACCAGCUUCAUCAGAAGAACGAGGAGCGAUAGGAACUACAGCUUUAUCAGAAGCACGAGGAGCGAAAGAAACUACAACUUUAUCCGCAGCACUAGGAGAGAAAGGAACAAUAGCUUUAUCAGAAGCACGAGGAGCGAAAGAAACUACAACUUUAUCCGCAGCACGAGGAGAGAAAGUAACAACAGCUUUAUCAGAAGCAAGAGGAGCGAAAGGAACUACAACUUUAUCAGCAGCACGAGGAGCGAAAGGAACUACAACUUUAUCAGCAGCACGAGGAGCGAAAGGAACAAGAACUUUAUCAGCAGCACGAGGAGCGAAAGGAACUACAGCUCUAUCCUCAGCACGAGAAGAGAAAGGAACUACAGCUCUAUCCUCAGGUCAAGGAGCGAAAGGAACUACAGCUUCAUCACCAGCACAAGGAGCGAAACGAACUACAGCUUUAGCACCAGCACGAGGAGCGAAAGGAACUACAGUUUCGUCAGCAUCAGGAGGAGCGAGAGGAAGGAAAACAACUGA